AUGGUAGUUCACGACACCGAAAACGACACGCCAUGCUAUCCCUCACAUACAGCACCUCCAGGGAAGAGACAACUUCAAAGUUUUAUACAAUACACCUUAGAGGCGACAACCGAGGAUUCGUUCACAAAACAACAGCAGCUGAGUGCACAUUUAAAUGCCUCCCCUUCUUUCUGUCGCAUUCCCGCAUCGUACUUCGGUAGUCACGUGAAAGAUAGUAAAACAGCCAAGAUGAACUAUGACAAAAUAUGGACCGACUUCCUGAUAAAGAAAACCACACUGCAGGGGAAGUGGAAUGGAAUUAUGGUUUCUGGACAAUUCUGUCUUCACGGCAAGCAUUUUACCGAGACGGAUGGAGUGUCUGACCACCGAUGUCUAUGGAGCCUUGCCCAAGCCUGGGGAGAACACCGGGCCAGCAAUUCUGGAGUACGCCGAAUGGUUUCCGGAGGGAAUAACUCGCCCACUGUAGAUGAACUGACCACACUGCGCUGGCUUGGUUACAUGCUCCGUAUCUUAGUUGACCGACUUCCCCAAAGAACCCUUUUCGCACAACCAAACGAAGAGUGGAAGCGAGCCAGGGGGUCACACGACUUGGCAGCGACGUAUGGAAGCCAUUAG
Molecule: messenger RNA, 615 nt
Organism: Opisthorchis viverrini
Lineage: Eukaryota; Metazoa; Platyhelminthes; Trematoda; Opisthorchiida; Opisthorchiidae
Exons: 2
Coding region: 1-615 (204 amino acids)
Source: RefSeq, a predicted model, not a curated record